This is a messenger RNA of Nannospalax galili (Upper Galilee mountains blind mole rat), 6257 nucleotides long. RefSeq names its product solute carrier family 4 member 8 (gene Slc4a8). Gene Ontology annotation, molecular function: solute:inorganic anion antiporter activity; monoatomic anion transmembrane transporter activity; sodium:bicarbonate symporter activity. The coding region runs from base 163 to 3441 and encodes 1092 amino acids. Gene Ontology annotation, biological process: monoatomic anion transport; transmembrane transport; bicarbonate transport. The record is from RefSeq and is a predicted model, not a curated record. The transcript is spliced from 25 exons. Lineage: Eukaryota; Metazoa; Chordata; Mammalia; Rodentia; Spalacidae. Gene Ontology annotation, cellular component: plasma membrane.
GGCGCCUCGCGGGCGGGUGGCUUUAGAGGCGGCGGUGGAUGGUUGACUGUUGGCUCCAGGGUAGGGGUCGCAGCGCGUGCGAUUCGCCCACACAGGACCGGAGGGUGCGGGCUGCUGAAGCUCAACCUGGAACCCACCGGCGAGACCAGGCUCGGCCCGGCCAUGCCCGCCGGGAGCAACGAGGCGGACGGCGUCCUCAGCUACCAGAGACCAGAUGAGGAAGCUGUGGUGGAUCAAGGUGGAACCAGCACAAUUCUCAACAUUCACUAUGAGAAAGAAGAGUUGGAAGGUCAUAGAACUCUGUAUGUGGGGGUUCGUAUGCCGCUGGGCAGGCAGAGCCAUCGGCACCACCGCACCCAUGGCCAGAAGCACCGUAGACGAGGGCGGGGCAAAGGAAUCGGCCAGAGUGAGGAGGGCCUGGAAGCCUCGGCUCAUGACACCCCAUCUCAGCGUGUUCAGUUCAUUCUCGGCACUGAGGAAGACGAAGAGCAUGUGCCUCAUGAGCUGUUCACAGAGCUGGACGAGAUCUGUAUGAAAGAGGGGGAAGACGCUGAGUGGAAGGAGACAGCCAGGUGGCUGAAAUUUGAAGAAGAUGUUGAAGAUGGUGGGGAACGCUGGAGCAAGCCUUAUGUGGCGACUCUUUCAUUGCACAGUCUCUUUGAGCUAAGGAGCUGCCUUAUUAAUGGGACUGUCCUUCUGGAUAUGCGUGCAAAUAGCAUAGAAGAAAUUUCAGACUUGAUACUGGACCAGCAAGAACUGUUCAGUGACCUGACUGACAGUGUGAGGGUUAAAGUACGGGAAGCGCUUCUCAAAAAGCACCAUCAUCAGAAUGAAAAGAGGAGAAACAACCUCAUCCCCAUUGUUCGCUCCUUUGCUGAGGUUGGCAAGAAGCAGUCUGAUCCACAUUCGAUGGACAAGAACGGUCAAACUGUAUCUCCUCAGUCUGUUCCAUCUACAAAUCUUGAAGUGAAAAAUGGAGUGAAUUGUGAACAUAGUCCUGUGGAUUUAAGCAAGGUGGACCUUCAUUUCAUGAAAAAAAUUCCCACCGGGGCAGAGGCCUCCAAUGUCCUGGUUGGAGAGGUGGAUACUCUGGACCGGCCCAUCGUUGCCUUUGUGAGGCUCUCUCCAGCGGUUCUUCUUUCCGGCCUGACAGAAGUGCCGAUCCCAACAAGAUUUUUGUUUAUCUUAUUGGGUCCAGUAGGAAAAGGUCAGCAGUACCAUGAGAUUGGCAGGUCCAUGGCCACCAUCAUGACAGAUGAGAUUUUCCAUGAUGUGGCAUACAAAGCAAAAGAGCGGGACGACCUCCUAGCAGGAAUUGAUGAGUUCCUGGACCAAGUGACGGUGCUUCCUCCAGGGGAGUGGGACCCCUCCAUUAGAAUUGAGCCACCCAAAAAUGUCCCUUCCCAGGAGAAAAGGAAAAUGCCUGGAGUUCCAAAUGGAAACAUUUGCCACAUAGAGCCAGAACCACAUGGGGGACAUAGUGGGCCAGAACUUCAGCGGACUGGGCGGCUAUUUGGGGGCUUGGUGCUGGACAUUAAGCGGAAGGCCCCUUGGUACUGGAGUGACUACCGGGAUGCACUGAGCUUACAGUGCCUGGCCUCCUUUCUGUUCCUGUACUGUGCCUGCAUGUCACCUGUCAUUACCUUUGGGGGAUUGCUCGGAGAAGCCACGGAGGGACGCAUAAGUGCAAUUGAAUCCUUGUUUGGAGCCUCUGUGACGGGGAUUGCCUAUUCCUUGUUUGCUGGACAGCCUCUUACCAUCUUGGGAAGUACUGGGCCAGUGCUUGUGUUUGAAAAGAUUUUGUUCAAAUUCUGCAAAGACUAUGCCCUCUCAUACCUCUCCCUGAGAGCUUGCAUAGGGCUGUGGACUGCCUUCCUGUGUGUUGUCCUUGUGGCAACUGAUGCCAGUUCUCUUGUCUGCUACAUUACCCGCUUCACCGAAGAAGCAUUUGCCUCCCUGAUUUGCAUUAUUUUCAUCUAUGAAGCAAUAGAAAAGCUGAUUCACCUGGCAGAGACCUACCCCAUCCAUAUGCACAGCCAGCUGGACCACCUUAGCCUCUAUUACUGCAGGUGCACACGCCCAGAGAAUCCAAACAAUCAGACCCUACAGCACUGGAAGGACCGCAGCAUCAUGCCAUCAGAAGUGAACUGGGCUAACCUCACUGUCAGCGAAUGCCAGGCGAUGCAUGGAGAGUUCAUGGGAUCUGCAUGUGGUCAUCAUGGACCCUACACUCCUGAUGUGCUCUUUUGGUCCUGUAUUCUCUUCUUCACCACCUUCAUCCUUUCAAGCACCUUAAAGACAUUUAAGACGAGCCGCUAUUUCCCAACCAGAGUACGCUCCAUGGUGAGUGACUUUGCUGUCUUCCUCACUAUCUUCACGAUGGUGAUUAUUGACUUUUUGAUUGGCGUCCCAUCACCAAAGCUUCAGGUACCCAGUGUGUUCAAACCAACAAGGGAUGAUCGAGGAUGGUUUAUUAGUCCCAUUGGCCCCAAUCCCUGGUGGACUGUGAUAGCAGCCAUUAUCCCCGCUCUUCUGUGCACUAUCUUGAUAUUCAUGGACCAGCAAAUCACUGCUGUCAUCAUUAACAGGAAGGAACAUAAGCUCAAGAAAGGCUGUGGCUACCAUCUGGACCUGCUGAUGGUGGCCGUCAUGCUGGGUGUUUGCUCCAUCAUGGGGCUGCCUUGGUUUGUGGCUGCAACUGUCCUGUCCAUCACACAUGUGAAUAGCCUCAAGCUGGAAUCUGAGUGCUCUGCUCCUGGAGAACAACCCAAGUUCUUGGGCAUCCGAGAGCAGAGAGUGACAGGCCUUAUGAUCUUCCUGUUGAUGGGCUGCUCGGUCUUCAUGACAGCUGUCUUAAAGUUCAUCCCGAUGCCAGUGCUCUAUGGAGUUUUCCUCUACAUGGGUGUUUCUUCCCUACAGGGAAUUCAGUUCUUUGAUCGUCUGAAACUCUUCGGAAUGCCUGCAAAGCACCAGCCAGAUUUCAUCUACCUGCGGCACGUGCCACUGCGCAAAGUGCACCUCUUCACCCUCAUCCAGCUCACCUGCCUCGUCCUGCUCUGGGUUAUCAAGGCAUCACCAGCUGCCAUUGUUUUCCCGAUGAUGGUCUUAGCUUUGGUUUUUGUCAGGAAAGUCAUGGAUCUCUGCUUCUCCAAGCGUGAGCUGAGCUGGCUGGAUGAUCUCAUGCCUGAAAGCAAAAAGAAGAAGUUGGACGACGCCAAAAAGAAGGCUAAGAGACAAGAGGAGGCCGAUAAAAUGUUGGAAAUAGGAGGUGACAAGUUCCCCCUUGAAAGCAGGAAGUUACUAAGUAGCCCUGGAAAGAAGAACAGUUUCAGAUGUGACCCCUCUGAGAUUAAUAUAUCAGAUGAAAUGCCUAAAACCACGGUCUGGAGAGCUCUCAGCAUAAAUUCAGGAAAUACAAAGGAAAAAAGUCUCUUCAACUAAGAGUCUUUACUGGGAUGGAAGAUCUGGGCCAUGAGGUGCCUCGGGGAAGUUCUGGUUGGUGAGAAAAUGGUGAGUGUCUCAGAAGAAGCCAGGCUGAGUCCAGCCCAUCCUUGGUCAUCUCAAAGCCAUGCCCACGCUGAAGCAUUCCGUCACUCUCAGUGUGCAUCUGGAGGCAUCCAGCUACCUGCAUAGCAGCAGCUGGUCCCCGAUAGGAGUGUGGACACAGAAGACCACCUCCUACUGGAACUUCUUCUUUCUCUUCAGAACAGCACCAUUAAAGGCCCAGCUUCCCAUUUUUCAGACAUUUUCUCUGAAACUCUCUGUUGACCUGUGGAACCAUAUGGGUCUUUGAGGAGCCCUUCAUGAGGUCCCUCUUCCUGAAGGAUGGUUUAGGGUACUAGCAGGAGAACCAAGAGAAGGGAAGGCUCCAGGGUCUGUCGUUCUCUGCGGGCUCAUAGGCAGCCUGGGCCUCAGUUCUAUGGCUACUUGGGCAGGGGAUAGUCAGGCCAGAUACUGUAGCAGGUCUGCCACCUGGGGGUCGUCCAUCUGAGCAUCAGCAGUGCCCACUACCACAGCUUACCAGUAAGAUGCCUCUGACCUGAGGUCAUCCUUACUCCCUAGAAGCAGUCAGCACAAUUCAGUACAACCCUCGGAAGAUGCAGGCCCGAGCAUAAGAGUGAAGGUGUUUAGCUUAUUUAAGAAAAGGCUCAGGGGAAAGUCAGCAAGGUAAGGAAGGACUGAGCAGUUUCUCUUGAGUUUUGUUGGGACUAGAGUAAGAGAAUGAUCCUAAACUGCUACAGAAGAAGUUAGUUUAGAUUCCAGGAAGGGUUUCCUCACCUGAAGGUUUGUUACGACAGCAUCUGUUUUCCAGCUACCUAGGAAAGAUUUGAUAGCAUUUUGUGGGUAGAAAGGGGGAUAUGGUGUUGUUAUUGGCCAUUUUGUGGGACUUCUUGACAUCUUGUUGCUGUCUCUUGAGACUACAUUGUGAUGCCACCCUGAAGAGAUGCAAGUGCUCCUGUACUGCCUCCUUAGCUGCCUUAGUAGUGAACACCAUCAGCUUAAUGGACCAAACCACCUUCGGCCAUGUGGUUCUUCAUCAUGGAUCUCUUUCAGUUGGCAGUUCUGGCUAUCAGAUGUAAAAAGCCAUGCUAAGAAAUGAACUGUAAGUGGUGAAGUCAAUUUGGAUACCUUGUUUAAAAGUGCAUUUAUGGUUUUUCCCUUCUAUGUUGCGAUGAAUGUCAAGGGUUUAAGCCCCAGUGCUUAUAGACCUUACCUCCCUGUGUGCACAGAAUGUGACUAGCAGGCCCUUUAACACCCAGAGUUCCAAUCAUGCUAGUUUUCCAUCUGGGACAACCCUUGGACAGAAGAUCCCUUAGUGUGCUUUCUUUUCACAGAUGAAGAAUUAGCUAGAUCAUUUUAUUGCGUUUUGCGUUCCUUAGACUCCCGACGUAUACUGAUGUAAUCAUAGUCUGAAGACCUUUGAUAUUGAAGAGAACCUACAUUUCCCUAUACUUUCCUACCUCUUAGGACCACUGUCAUUUUAAUGCAGAGAUGGUUUUCAAGAUAUUUAACAAUUGGUACAGGACAGAUACGAGCCACAUAGAGCAGGUGUCAUAAAUAGCAGUAGGCGUCACCAUUCAAUGCCUGUUGAUGAAUGCCACAGUGCUUUUGAACACUAAAAUGGCAUCCUCUGAAUUGUGGAUAUAGUCGUGGUUUGUCAGAUCUCUACUCAUGAGGCUUUUUCAGCAACAGCCUUAGCUUGCUCUGCAACAAGUAGAUUUCUUGGAAAUCGAUGGGCAUUAAAGUCUUUGUGAGCCAAAGUUUCAGAUUGUAUUACUUUAGGACAAAUCUAAUAAUUGUAGCCCUUUACCUACCUACCUUGGAAAAUUAAAAGGCAACCUGUCCAUGGAAAAAGCUUUCUUGCUAACAUUCCGGGUCCUCUUGGCUGACUUUCUUGAACUUCCCUCUUGCUCGUCACUUCCGUUCCCUAAGAACACACCCUUUCCUUGCCCCAUCCUGCUGCUCUCAUUUUCCUGCCACAUUUCAUGUUGGGAGAUUGGUAACUAUGUCACCUGCUUCCCUAUCCUCAGUGCACCUGAAAGGUAUAUAAGAGGGAAGAGUCCGUUGUGCAAGGCAGCCAGUGACAAUGUGAUGGAGAAAAAUGUCUCUUCUAAAACAUGGCUGUUUACACUGCCUUGUGUAUGCCAAGCUGCUGGAGAGUUAAGACUGCCUUUGUUAACCGCAAUUAUUAAUCCUGCGGGAACUUCAGACUCCCUUCUCUGCUAGACUGCCUCAGAUCACUGACCCUGAGGAAUGGAAGCCGCUUUGGAGGGCAGUGCUCACCCUCUCGGGCCCUUAGAUUUUUCUCAAACAAUAGCCUCCUUUGUGCGGCAUGUAGUGCCUCUUACCCAGUUCCUGUGAAACAGUUAACAGCAGAUCUGUGACUGGUGACCCUAGUAGCAGUGAAUCUGGGCAGUGUUUGGGGUCAGAAACAGGAAGUAGAGGUGAAGCACUUAACAAUAUGCAUGUGUGUAUUGGCAAAUGAGGUCAUAGCUGCAAGUGUUCAUUGCCGCUAUGAACCUUGAGUGCACCGCUGUGAGAGCAUAAAAUAUGGGCUCCUUCUCUUGUCUAGGAGAUCCCAUCUCAGAUCUCUGACAGAGUAGCUUGAAGACAAUGCAUGCAGGUUGGACCUACAAAAGAAGACAUUAAGUCCAACAAGAAGAAACUGGUUUAGGUGUAGAAGACAAGGCAAGCUGUUGGGUGAUUUUUUUUUUUUUUUUCAUGCCCACUUUUGCCUGGACCUGAGAAGUGGUCAU